This is a messenger RNA of Ornithorhynchus anatinus (platypus), 888 nucleotides long. RefSeq names its product retinal G protein coupled receptor (gene RGR). Gene Ontology annotation, biological process: visual perception; phototransduction; G protein-coupled receptor signaling pathway. Bases 1 to 888 code for a protein of 295 amino acids. The record is from RefSeq and is a predicted model, not a curated record. Gene Ontology annotation, molecular function: G protein-coupled receptor activity. Lineage: Eukaryota; Metazoa; Chordata; Mammalia; Monotremata; Ornithorhynchidae. Gene Ontology annotation, cellular component: membrane. The transcript is spliced from 7 exons.
AUGGUGGCUUCGUAUUCGUUGCCUGAGGGCUUCAGUGAGCUUGAGGUGUUCAGCAUUGGUACGAUCCUACUGGUGGAAGCCCUGCUCGGACUCUGUCUCAACGGCCUGACCAUCGCUUCUUUCCGCAAGAUCAAAGAGCUCCGAACGCCCAGCAACCUGCUGGUGGUCAGCCUGGCCUUGGCCGACAGCGGGAUCUGCCUCAACGCCCUCGUGGCCGCCCUCUCCAGCUUCCUCCGGCACUGGCCCUACGGCGCCGAGGGCUGCCGGCUGCACGGCUUCCAGGGCUUCGCCACGGCCCUGGCCAGCAUCUCCCUCAGCGCUGCCAUCGGCUGGGACCGCUACCUCCGGCACUGCUCCCGAAGCAAGCCGCAGUGGGGGACGGCCGUGUCCACGGUGCUCUUCGCGUGGGGCUUCUCCGCCUUCUGGUCCAUGAUGCCCAUCUUGGGCUGGGGCCAGUAUGAUUACGAGCCUCUGAGGACAUGCUGUACCCUGGAUUACAGCAAAGGUGACAGGAAUUUCACCACUUAUCUGUUCGCCGUGGCCUUCUUCAACUUCGUCAUCCCCCUCUUCAUCAUGCUGACCUCCUACCAGUCUAUAGAGCAGAGAUUCAAGAAAAGCGGCUUAUUCAAGCUGAACACCCGCCUGCCAACGAGGACCCUGCUGUUCUGCUGGGGCCCCUACGCCCUCCUGUGUUUCUAUGCGACUGUGGAGAACGUGACCUUCAUCUCCCCCAAACUGAGAAUGAUCCCAGCCCUCAUUGCUAAGACGGUUCCGGUCAUCGACGCCUUCACUUACGCACUGAGGAACGAGGACUACAGAGGGGGCAUCUGGCAGUUUCUCACGGGGCAGAAGAUAGAGAGAGUGGAGGUGGAGAACAAGAUCAAGUAG